This is a messenger RNA of Spinacia oleracea (spinach), 850 nucleotides long. RefSeq lists its product as uncharacterized. The transcript is spliced from 4 exons. NCBI's taxonomy places the organism in Eukaryota, Viridiplantae, Streptophyta, Magnoliopsida, Caryophyllales, Amaranthaceae. The record is from RefSeq and is a predicted model, not a curated record. The coding region runs from base 383 to 850 and encodes 155 amino acids.
ACAUAUUUUGUGCUUUGUUUUUGCAGAGUACGGCUUUAGCUGCAUUGAUCCUAAGAAGUUGGGCAUUUCUUUGGAUUUGAAGACUAUUCACGACCCGGCUCCCGAGUACAAGUUCGGAAAAGAUAACCCUCGUAAUCCUCGCCUGAAGGAUUACGUGUUGUCUCCUUCGGGGGUUGCUCGGAUAUCCGAAGUUCGAGCUGAUCCGUGGGAUUCCGCCUCCUCUGUUGAAGCUGUUCCUGUGAAGGUUGUGCUUCCUGUGUUGAAGACAACUUCGGACCCGGAUCAACGCAAAAGGAAGGGUAGCACUCUUUUGAGGCCUUCCACGCAUCCGAAGAAAGCAAAGGCUUCUCAGCCCUCGGAGAAGGAAGCGGUUUCGGAAGUCAUGCCUCCUCCUAAGAAUCUUCUUCACUUCAUGCCCUUGCCAGGGCAGAAGUUAAAGAGUGUGGUGAUUGCUGAACCGCCGCCCGUGGACCAGCCGCUGAUCGAGGAAGAUAUCAUCCCCUCUCCACUGAAACCAUCUGCUGCUUUGGGGAUCGAAAUCCAGGAUAUCACCGAGGUGAUGGAGGCGAUUGAAGCCGAUUUUGUUCCUGGUUCGGAUGUCCCUAAGGUAGCUGGGGAGAAGGAGUCUGCUGAUCUUCCCUUUGAGAGAGAGAAGAGUCCAGACAAGGAGAUGAUAGAUCUCUCGGGCCCCGAAGCUGCGGUUCCCGAGGUUCAGAAGGAGGUUCCCUCUGCUGGAGAGGAGGAGCAGCCCGAGCAAGGUCUGACGAGGAAGAGGCGCCACUCAACUUUGGAAGGCUGGGCAACUCCUCUCCGAGCUUACGGAAGUCAAGCAGCUAUACCUUCAGUAUAG